AACACAUAUUGCGCCUGCUUCAAUCAUCUUAUUUUUCAUCCUCAUCAUCAUCGCUCAAACACACAAAGGAGAGAGAGAAAAAAAAAUGGAGAUUGGGUUUCUGGGCUUGGGUAUCAUGGGAAAGGCCAUGUCAAUGAAUCUACUGAAACAUGGUUUCAAGCUAACCGUCUGGAACAGGACACUCUCCAAGUGCGAUGAACUUGUGGAGCAUGGAGCUUCAGUAUGCGAGACUCCAGCUGAAGUAAUCAAGAAAUGCAAAUACACUAUCGCUAUGCUCUCUGACCCUUCUGCUGCUCUUUCGGUUGUUUUCGAUAAAGAUGGCGUUUUGGAGCAAAUCUGUGAAGGGAAAGGCUAUAUCGAUAUGUCAACUGUUGAUGCUGAGACCUUAAAGAUCAAUGAGGCAAUCACCGGGAAAGGUGGUCGGUUUGUAGAAGGUCCGGUUUCAGGUAGCAAGAACUGA
This is a messenger RNA of Raphanus sativus (radish), 460 nucleotides long. Its product is annotated as glyoxylate/succinic semialdehyde reductase 1. Lineage: Eukaryota; Viridiplantae; Streptophyta; Magnoliopsida; Brassicales; Brassicaceae. The record is from RefSeq and is a predicted model, not a curated record. Gene Ontology annotation, molecular function: NADP binding; 3-hydroxybutyrate dehydrogenase activity. Gene Ontology annotation, cellular component: cytosol.